This is a messenger RNA of Lemur catta (Ring-tailed lemur), 1546 nucleotides long. RefSeq names its product beta-1,3-galactosyltransferase 6 (gene B3GALT6). Gene Ontology annotation, cellular component: membrane. Gene Ontology annotation, molecular function: UDP-galactosyltransferase activity. Gene Ontology annotation, biological process: glycosaminoglycan biosynthetic process. NCBI's taxonomy places the organism in Eukaryota, Metazoa, Chordata, Mammalia, Primates, Lemuridae. The coding region runs from base 1 to 954 and encodes 317 amino acids. The transcript has a single exon. The record is from RefSeq and is a predicted model, not a curated record.
AUGAAGCUGCUGCGGCGCGCGGGCCGGCGGCGGGCGGCGCUGGGCCUGGGCGCGCUGGCGCUGGGCGGUGCGGCGCUGCUGUACCUGACGCGCUGCGCGCCCGCCGGCCCCGCGCCCGCGCCCCGCGCCGCCGCCUUCCUGGCCGUGCUGGUGGCCAGCGCGCCCCGCGCCGCCGAGCGCCGCAGCGUGGUCCGCGGCACGUGGCUGGCGCGGCGCGGGGCCCCGGGCGACGUGUGGGCGCGCUUCGCUGUGGGCACGGCCGGCCUGGGCGCCGACGAGCGGCGCGCGCUGGAGCGCGAGCAGGCGCGCCACGGGGACCUGCUGCUGCUGCCCGCGCUGCACGACGCCUACGAGAACCUCACGGCCAAGGUGCUGGCCAUGCUGGCCUGGCUGGACGAGCACGUGGCCUUCGAGUUCGUGCUCAAGGCCGACGACGACUCGUUCGCGCGGCUGGACGCGCUGCUGGCCGAGCUGCGCGCCCGCGAGCCCGCGCGCCGCCGCCGCCUCUACUGGGGCUUCUUCUCGGGCCGCGGCCGCGUCAAGCCCGGGGGCCGCUGGCGCGAGGCCGGCUGGCAGCUGUGCGACUACUACCUGCCCUACGCGCUGGGCGGCGGCUACGUGCUUUCCGCGGACCUGGUGCACUACCUGCGCCUCAGCCGCGACUACCUGCGCGCCUGGCACAGCGAGGACGUGUCGCUGGGCGCCUGGCUGGCGCCCGUGGACGUGCAGCGCGAGCACGACCCGCGCUUCGACACCGAGUACAGGUCCCGCGGCUGCAGCAACCAGUACCUGGUGACGCACAAGCAGAGCCUGGAGGACAUGCUGGAGAAGCAGCAGACGCUGGCGCGCGAUGGCCGCCUGUGCAAGCGCGAGGUGCAGCUGCGCCUGUCCUACGUGUACGACUGGUCCGCGCCGCCCUCGCAGUGCUGCCAGCGGAAGGAGGGCAUCCCCUGAGUCCCCGCGCGGUUCCGGGGGCCGCCGACUCGAGGGGGACCUGGUCUGUCCCGCGACCGGGGGGUGGGGUGGGGCUGUGGGGCAGGCGCCCAGCAGCCUCUCGCCACACCUGGCUCGCGCUCCCGUGCCGCGACCAGGGCUGUGCGCCUCGGCGCCGCGCACGUGGCCUCGCUCCGGAGGAUCUUGCGGGCCCCGAGGCCCCUGGGGUUGCCAGCGCAGCGCGUCCUGCCCGGGCAGCGGCGGCCCAUCCGCGGAUCUCGGCCCGCAGGAGCGCAGCCUGGCGCGGCUUUGGACGCGAGGGCGGAACAGACUUCCCGGCCACCGCUGGCCCGCCGCUCCCCAGCGCCCCGAGGUCGCGCGUCCACCGUCCACAUAGCCAGCCGCAGGCCGCCUGCAGCUUAGCUGCGAGCUGUCAUCAAACGGCUUUUGCCGGUUUAUUCUGAUGGCUUAACUUUCUUCUGUGUCUCAUGUCCGCAUCAUUUGUCAUGUGUGUCUAAGAUUUCACUUGGUUUACAUGAAUUGUAAUAGCUUUAAUGGUGUUUUGGUCUAUGUCUCCUUAGAACGAAUUUGUGGUAAAUAUUUGGCAAAUAUA